Molecule: messenger RNA, 5615 nt
Organism: Dromiciops gliroides (monito del monte)
Lineage: Eukaryota; Metazoa; Chordata; Mammalia; Microbiotheria; Microbiotheriidae
Gene: CAMSAP1
Product: calmodulin regulated spectrin associated protein 1
Exons: 19
Coding region: 233-5095 (1620 amino acids)
Biological process (GO): cytoplasmic microtubule organization; negative regulation of microtubule depolymerization; neuron projection development
Cellular component (GO): microtubule minus-end
Molecular function (GO): spectrin binding; calmodulin binding; microtubule minus-end binding
Source: RefSeq, a predicted model, not a curated record
UUGGGGGCGGCCCGGAGCGGCCGCUCGCGAGCCGCGUGCGCGAGCGUCCCGACUGCGCGUUCUCUGCCCCGUGCUCUCGGCGCGCGCCCUCCCGCACCCGGUCCUCCCAUUUGCCCCAAACGACCGGGCCCCAUCGGGCAGUCCAUUCUCCGCCCGCCUCUCCCUGGCCUCAGCUCUCGGCGGCGGCCUCAGGAUGAAGCAGCAAAGGCGGCGAAGGCGGCGGCUGUGAAAGAUGGUGGAUGUUGAUGUUUCUGCUGGUGGAGAUAGCACCAGGAGAAAAAUGGAGGCCCUGACCGACAGUGCAGUUGAAAUUGUCCCUUCUGAGCUCUAUGAUUCAGCCAGGGCGAAAAUAGCUGCUAAUCUACAAUGGAUCUGUGCUAAAGCCUAUGGAAUAGAUAAUAUCCCAGAAGAUCUAAAAGACCCAUUUUACAUAGAUCAGUAUGAACAGGAACAUAUUAAACCACCUGUUAUCAAGCUUUUGCUGUCCAGUGAGUUAUAUUGUCGAGUCUGUAGCCUCAUUUUGAAAGGUGACCAGGUAGCAUCAUUAAAGGGACAUCAAUCCGUUGUUCAGGCCUUGUCUCGGAAAGGAAUUUAUGUAAUAGAGAGUGAUGAUACACCAGUGACUGAAUCUGACCUCAGUUGUACACCUAUAAAAAUGAGUUCGCAUAUGGCUAUGAUUGAUGCUUUAAUGACGGCCUACACUAUAGAAAUGAUCAGCAUUGAAAAAGUAGUUGCCAGUGUCAAACGCUUUUCUACAUUCAGUGCCUCCAAAGAGCUUCCAUAUGAUCUGGAGGAUGCAAUGGUUUUCUGGAUUAACAAGGUGAACCUGAAAAUGAGGGAGAUAACAGAAAAAGAGGUAAAAUUAAAGCAGCAACUUUUAGAGAGCCCGGCUCACCAAAAGUCUCCUUCCAAAUGGUAUUGGAAAUUAGUACCUGUUCGAUAUCGACGAGAACAUCUUUCAAAUAGACAAUUACCAUACUUUCCGUUGCUGGAAGAUCUAAUGAAAGAUGGCAGUGAUGGUGCUGCUCUUUUAGCUGUUAUACACUAUUAUUGCCCAGAACAGAUGAAAUUGGAUGAUAUAUGUUUGAAGGAAGUAACAUCAAUAGCUGACAGUUUAUACAAUAUUCAGCUUCUGAGAGAAUUCUCAAAUGAAUACUUAAACAAAUGCUUUUAUCUCACCUUAGAAGACAUGCUAUAUGCUCCUUUAGUGCUAAAGCCAAAUCUUAUGGUUUUUAUUGCGGAAUUAUUCUGGUGGUUUGAGAAUGUAAAGCCAGAUUUUGUACAACCAAGGGAUAUUCAAGAAGUAAAAGAUGCUAAAACAGUUUUGCAUCAAAAAAGCAGUCGCCCUCCUGUUCCUAUUUCUAAUGCAACUAAACGAAGUUUCAUGUCAAGCCCGGGUACUUCUGGCCAAGCAGAUAUGCAGCCUCCAGUUCAGUUACCACCAGAAGCUUGCAACAGGUAUUACCUGCACCCUGAAGAAUCUGACUAUCUUGGGAAAGGGAGCCCUGCCUUUAGCCCAUCUCAUCCUUUAUUGCCAUUGAGACAGAAACAGCAGAAAACAAUACAGGGGGAGGACAACCAGGAUCAGCGUCAUCGUUCUAAUUCAUUAACUCGAGUUGAUGGACAGCCACGUGGUGCAGUCGUUGCAUGGCCGGAAAAAAGACCCAGGCCUCUAUCUCAGCCAACACCAUUUGCUCUUCAUCAUGCUGCAAGUAGUGAUGUGGAUCCUGGUUCUGGUGAUAGUAUUAGCUUGGCUCGAUCAAUUAGCAAAGAUAGUUUAGCAUCUAAUAUUGUUAGCCUCACCCCCCAAAAUCAACCUCAUACAACAUCUGUUAAGACUAAUGGGAAAAGCUUGCUGAAUAAUGUUGAUAUUGAGGAUGAAGAUGAAGAACUUGUUGCAAUAAUUAGAGCAGAUGAAAUUCCAGGCUCUGGUGACUUAGAAUUGCAAAGUACGUCUUCCAGGGCCUCAAGUUUAAUGGCAAGUUCUCGGUCUCCUAAAAGACAAGUGGAAUCCCUAGAAAGUAAACCUGAUAGUUUUUUCUUAGAGCCCUUGAUGCCUGCAGUACUUAAACCAGCAAAAGAAAAACAGAUUAUUAAUAAAGAAGAUGAAUGUGGCGAAGGGAAGCAAAGGAGUUUUUUGGCUAAAAGACUUAGUGAAGGACAUCAGCUAUUGGGACGGAAGAAAGUUAAUAGCAAUCAUGUUGAUCGUGAUAUGAAUAGGACUUUUACUCCAAUUUCUAGUUCAGAAUUUCCCACAGCCAUAGAUUCUGCUCCUACUGAUUCAGUAGGAUUGGGGCUUCUAUCAACAGAGGUUUCAUUAGAAACAUGCAGGUCAUUGGCUAGUGGUGGUUUAGAUCAGUUAUCUCAGGAACAAUCUGCUGAAGGCUUCUUUCUUCAUGUUUCCAAGGCUGAUGAAGAUACAGAAAGUAGAAUAAAUGAUAGCAGUGCAAAAAGUACAGAUUCACAUGGUCUAGAAACAACAUGGACUAUAAUUAGGCAAGAUUCUGAUUCAGAUAUCCUAGAUCUAGAGGAAGCUGAACAAGAUUUAAUUGGAGAGGGCCCCCCUUUAGUCAUUACUAAAUAUGUUGGUGAAGAAGAAUCUGCAAAACUACAAGAGGACAUGAAGGUGAAGGAACAUGAAGAUAAGGAUGAUGCCAGUGGACGUUCAAGUCCAUGCUUAAGUACCAUCUCUCAAGCUAGCAGUGUAUCUAUGGCUAGUGGAAGUGUUAGAAUGACUAGUUUUGCGGAACGAAAACUUCAGAGACUUAAUAGCUAUGAAGCAAAGUCUAGUACAAGCAGUUCCCAGAAAACCACACCUGAUGCAUCAGAGUGUUGUCCAGCACCACUAACUACAUGGAAACAAAAGAGAGAGCAGAGUCCUAACAGGCAAAACAAAGAUCACGCUAACCUUUUGGCUUCUGAGCUGGUUCAACUUCAUAUGCAGUUGGAGGAAAAACGCAGAGCAAUAGAGGCACAGAAGAAGAAAAUGGAGGCAUUGUCUGCAAGGCAGCGACUCAAGUUAGGUAAAGCAGCAUUUCUUCAUGUAGUUAAGAAGGGGAAGACUGACAUUGUUCCACAACCACUUAAACCAGAACAUUUUUCAAAAGAAUAUUCUCGGCACAAUGGAGAAGAAUUGGAUGAUGAAACUUGUAAAGCUGAAGAUUUCCUUGUAAAAGAAGAGGAUAGAGAAGAUCUCCUUAGUGAUUCUCAAGAAAUGGUAAAAGUAAAGAUCCAGGAAAAUGUGGCUUUUGUUCAGCACAAAACAAAAGACACCGCUGCUAUACAUGAAUUAGAGAAAAAUAAAAUGCUGUCUGCUGCUCUUUUAGAAGAUAACGUUGGUGAAGUUGUAGAUAUAAAUGAAUGUGAUGUUUCCAUCGAAAAGCUAAAUGAAACCAUUAGUACGCUUCAGCAAGCUAUAUUAAAAAUUUCUCAACAGCAAGAACAACUUCUUAUGAAAUCUCCUACAGUACCAACACCAAGUACUAGAAAUAAUUCCCAGGACCAGAAGGUAAAGCCAUCAAUUCAUUUUGUUGAGCCCCUCUCUCCAACUGGAAUGAACAGUCACCGUAAACCCCCUCGUCUUGGUCAAGGACGCAGUCCUCGUUCAGCACGACCAGCUGAACUAAAAGUUGCUAAAGACAAACAGCAAAGUUCUUCCCGUGUUAAAACUCCAACACCAAAUGUAGAAACUGUGCCUCACUUAAGACCUUUUCCUCCUAAUAAUCAUCCCAGAACACCCACAGAAACAUGUUUGGAAAGUGCCACAAGCCACGGAAAUGACUCUCAAGAAAAGUUUUUCUUUGAUAGUUAUAGGCUUCAUGAUGAGAGUAACCAGAGGACAUUUGUUUUGUCUUCUUCCAAAGAUGCAAACGUUAUUUCUGAACAAAUGAGUAAGGAAGUUUUGAAUAAUAAUAUAAAAGAAACAGAUGUCUCAGGAAAAGAAAAUGUUCCUGUAGAAGAACCAUUAAGGAGCAAGGGUAGUCUUAUAGAAGUAGACCUCUCAGACCUGAAAGCACCAGAUGAAGAAGGAGAAAUGGAAAGCCAUGAUAGCUCUUUAGAUUUAAUUAGUGAAUGUGAUCAGAAGCCUGGUGUAGGCUUUUUCUUUAAGGAUGAACAAAAAGCAGAAGAUGAGCUAGCCAAGAAACGGGCUGCAUUCCUUUUAAAACAGCAGCGUAAAGCUGAAGAAGCUCGUGUACGGAAACAGCAGCUGGAAGCUGAAGUUGAAUUGAAAAGAGAUGAAGCUCGGAGGAAAGCUGAAGAGGACCGGAUACGAAAAGAGGAGGAAAAAGCUCGACGAGAACUCAUUAAACAGGAAUAUUUGAGAAGAAAACAACAACAGAUUUUAGAAGAGCAAGGACUUGGUAAACCAAAAUCAAAACCGAAAAAACCACGGCCAAAAUCUGUUCAUCGGGAAGAGUCAUAUAGUGAUUCAGGAACCAAAUGUUCUUCAACCCCUGACAAUUUAAGUAGUGCCCAGUCUGGCUCCAGCCUAUCUCUGGCAUCAGCAGCAACAACAGAACCUGAAAGUGUUCAUUCUGGUGGCACUCCUUCCCAACGAGUUGAAUCCAUGGAAUCUCUGCCAAUAUUAAGCAGGAAUCCUAGUAGGAAUACAGAAAGAGAUUGGGAAAACGCUUCUACAGCAUCUUCAAUUGCAUCUGUGGCAGAAUACACAGGUCCCAAGCUCUUUAAAGAACCUAGUAGCAAGUCAAAUAAACCAAUUAUUCACAAUGCUAUAUCACAUUGCUGUUUGGCUGGAAAAGUAAAUGAACCACACAAGAAUUCAAUACUGGAGGAAUUGGAGAAGUGUGAUGCCAACCACUACAUUAUACUGUUUCGUGAUGCUGGAUGCCAGUUUAGGGCACUUUAUUGCUACUACCCUGAUACUGAAGAAAUCUACAAGCUAACAGGCACUGGGCCAAAGAGCAUCACUAAGAAAAUGAUCGACAAGCUUUAUAAAUAUAGCUCAGACAGAAAACAGUUUAACUUGAUUCCAGCCAAAACCAUGUCUGUCAGUGUGGAUGCUCUCACUAUUCAUAACCAUUUGUGGCAACCCAAGCGGCCAGCAGUGCCAAAGAAGACUCAGACUCGUAAAUGACAUUGGUUUGGGGGACAAAUAUCUGAGGGGAUUGUGCUGACAGAAGAAUAUUUACCACUUUCUUCAAUUUGGGUACGAAAUGUGCAAAACCAUAAAACUUUUUAAAGAGGCUUCUAGAUAAAAUCAAUCUUCUUUCCCCUCAACACACAUACACAUACACAAUCUCUCUCUCUCUCUCUCGCUCUCUCUCUCUCUCUCUCUCGCUCUCCUUUUCCCCUUCUCUCCUUCUCCUUCUCUUUCUCAAGUUAAAAAGAAUGAAGGAACAAUGCCAGUGUUUUUUAAUGACUCAAAUCUUCUGUUAUAUUUAAUGCUAACUACUGAAGCUUUCAAAUGAGGGACUGUGCAUGUAGCAAGAUCUUUAACCAGUGAAUUUCCUUUUACUUGAAGUUCUCUAUCGGUACAAAUUGGAAAUGAUUUAAUUUGAUUUUCUUGCCUUCCCCAGAACUGAGAAUUGAUCUUAGGUCAUGAGUUUCUGAAUGUGUAUAGAAAAAGAAAUUCUUAUUUGGGGACUUUAUUUUUC